Suillus subaureus is the source of this 1551-nucleotide messenger RNA. RefSeq lists its product as uncharacterized. The transcript has 6 exons. The record is from RefSeq and is a predicted model, not a curated record. Bases 145 to 1407 code for a protein of 420 amino acids. NCBI's taxonomy places the organism in Eukaryota, Fungi, Basidiomycota, Agaricomycetes, Boletales, Suillaceae.
UCUAAACUUGACCUGGAUACCCCCUUUCAAUCGCAAUACAGAUAGUUCAGUAUCGCCGACUCAGCAUUUCUUCAGCAGUAGACGGAAACCCACGGAAGCGACGCUUAAAAGCUUCGAGCUUUAAUUAGCCUGCUCUCGCUUGAAAUGUUAAACCUCGCUUGGACAACUACCAUCAUGAUGUUCUCCACGCCCGAUAAAACAUCUACUUCACCUAUCUUCGAUGAAAAACACAUCGAAGAGUCGUCUCCAUCUCCCAAAAUACAUGCAAACAACCCAGUCGUCUCUAGCGCUGAGUUUGUCCUCGAACAAACAAACAUCGUCAAAAUCAAUGAUGACGGUGUCAAAAAAUCCACACAAUACAUUUUACAAAAAGUGGCUUCCGAGUCCUAUACUCCGCGCACAUGGCGCACGCACCCCUUGCAUAUAUGUCCGCCGGAGCCGUAUGACCCCGAUGAUGUACUCACGGGUGCAUGUCUGAACUGGAUAUUCCUCAUCUCUUCUUUGAAUUUCAGUUUUUGGUCGGAAAAGGAAGGUCAGCCGGAUCGUUACGGCGUCGAAUGGCGGACUAGUUGGGGUAGCGAGACGAUGACGGUUCACACUGGAUACUGGAGCUUAGUCGCGGCUCUGAAUCGAGCGUUAGAGGAGGGUAUACCCAUCAUCGACCCUAGAUUUUAUUCCUCCCAGACACUGUGUCCAGACUCGCUGAUCGCGCAUGUGUUCCGCGCUGCACCUCAAUCUGCCGAAUCAAUGCCCCUGUUCAAUGAACGUCUAGCGAUCAUGCGCGAAGUCGGUGCUAUACUCUGUAACGAUCAUUUUGGAGGAUCAUACCUAGGGUUUCUAGAAGCCUUUCAGAGAAGACAUGAGAAUCAGGGCACGGCACUCGACCUCGUCCAAUUCGUCACAGACUCAUUCCCAAGUUUUAGAGAUGAACGAAUGUUCAACGGACGACGAGUAUAUUUCUGGAAACGGCCCCAAAUCCUAGUAGCAGAAACCUGGGCAGCUUUCUACCCCGAAAACCCCUAUACCCCACACCCCAUUUUCCCCGGCCUCAGCGGAGCACAAAUAAGCGCUCUUACGAUGUUCGCGGAUUACCGCGUCCCCCAGAUCCUACACCACCUGCGGAUCCUCGCCUAUCCCUCAUCGCUCGAACACAAACUGCGCACCGGCACGUACCUAGAAGCUGGAUCGAGAGAAGAGAUGAGCUUGCGCGCGGCGAGCAUCGUCGCUGUUGAACGUAUCAGGAGUGAGAUGAUAAGUUGUGGAUCGGAUUGGGAAGCGAGCUGUGUGUUGAUUGAUUUUUAUCUUUGGGAUCUGGCCAAAAAAGUGCAAAGGGGGGAAGAGUGCGCUGAGGGGAUUGAGACGGAUGAGGUUUUACCAGCGCAUAGGACGAGGAGUAUUUGGUAUUAAGUUUUUUGGGUUCAUUGCAAUUGAUAGAUCUAGACUUGGCUUUAUUCGUUUUGUCGCUAUACUAGUAGCGAUAGGAUUUAAAAUUUACUUGCAUUUCUGUAAGCACACUGGCUUACUAGAGUUCACAUAAAUACUGUCCGCGAC